AUGAUGUGGGACCAUGGGCCGGGCGCUUCGCGUUUCAUCCUGGCUAACCGAUUCGCUGACGUGACAACAUGCUGUACUGAAGUCGACACUACAAUGAGUCUGAGUAAGGUUUCGAGAUGGAAUCAAUUCAGGCGACAGGUCCCGGGAUCAACAUCUAAAGCGACAUCGCAUGCGGCCUUACCCAAAUCGGACUCAUGCCAGAACACAAUGGCGUCAGUGAGGAGCUGGCCAGAAGAAGCUCGAGGGGUGAAAGAACACACAUGGCUAUCGUAUGUCUACGGUAUCGGUGAUGUGUUACUUAUUCUCCUACCCAUUUACUUCAUCUUGCUCGGUUUCGCUGCGGUAAGUCUGAACGGAAAGCCAACUAAAGACAAUACUUUUGGACCCAAAGUAGAGUUUGCCAUGGACCUUGGUCCUACUAUAUUUCCCAUUGUCUUCGCCGCUAUUAGUGGACGGAGCAUGAAAAUGAUAGCCCGGUACUUGGCGGAAAAGGGGGCGAAAUUGAGUACUUUAGAGCUCUUAAUGGCUAGUCAAUCCGUCUGGGGAACUUUCGAAAGUCAGCUUCUUAUGCAACGUCUCACGAUCGUGGGCGCCAACCUAUUGUUUCUCUGGUCCCUUUCUCCACUUGGAGGUCAGGCUUCUCUUCGCUUGAUGCAAAGAGGUCAACAGGCUAGUUCUACUCCAAUGAGGCUUCGCUAUCUCACCACAGGCCCAGCAGGGGCCAUGUCCAGUCUUGCUACCGGCAGUACUCAGCGAGGAAAAUAUGCCGAGGCUGGUGCUUUGUAUAACGCUGCACUCUUGGCCCCACAAGCUGUGAAGCUUGGUCCUCAGGAUCCUUGGGGGAAUGUCAAAAUACCUAGCCUAGCUGCUCUCAACACUUCUUCAGCUGAUCCCAACGGUUGGCUCGAUAUCCCAUCUCGAUUCUCGAUUCCGGAGCAAUACGCAUCUUUAGUCGGCGUGCCAAUAGCUGGAAUACCACUGGAUUCGGAGAACAAUUUCACUAUAGAGUACAACUAUCUUUCAGUGGAUUGUAAAGGUUUUGAGCAACAACCUUAUCCGGGCUUGCAUGGUACAGGCGAUCCGACCGCAACCAAUUAUACGAAACUGGACGAAAUGCUCCCCGGGCAGAUAUGGUAUAAUAAGUCUCUAUAUCAUCUUCAACCGUUCGAUCUUUUAGGUGGUAGAGCAUCAUUUUUCAUUGACACUACUCAAGAUCUAGCUCGCAUACCAAUCGGUAGCGCGAAGGGGAUAAAUCAGGAUGUCUACCUAGGCCGCCUUGAUGGCUUCAUUGGACACUACAACCAAUCUCGACUCAAUGCAAGCGAAAUAGAGACUCCUAGAGAAGUCCUUUUCGCUUCUGUAUACGGUAUUAGCAAAGAUGGCCUAGACCAGGGUCUCAAUAUUGCCCGAUGCUUACUAUUUCAAAACCAUGUUGAAGCCUCAAUCCACUGCACUGGGAGUCAGUGUGCGACAAAAAAGCUGAGAAAAUCUAUUACUGAUAAGCGGCCAAAAGCAUUGACAGCUUUUGAACACAUCUCGAUUUUUGACGACUUCGCAAGGGAGUUUCCUACAGCUAUAAAGUUCAGUGAAGGCUCCAGUCCUACCGAACGUUUCAUCGCCAAUACUUCCACGUUCCCUUUCGUACAAAAGGCGGGCCGGCUGUAUGCGAAUGAAGCCUACACAAAUCUAUCGACAGUUCCGCCGGAGGUUUUCUCACGGCGACUCAGCCUAGUCUUGAACACCUAUUUUCAACUCAGUACACAGUCCUCAGGCUACUUCGGUGGCUUGAACAACAACCUGACAGUGUACGGCCCCGAUACAUUGCCAGCCACAGAUGUCAACGUCUAUCUGCCAGCCAAUCUUUCUGCAACUAAUCAUACGUUCUUCGAAUGGGUCGGCAAAUACCAGCGGACUGUCAUCGACUCUAAUUCACCCUUCCUUGGCGCAACGACAACGGCAAGUACAACAGUCACCAGAGAGAUUUUCGUUUGCAACUUCGCGUGGCUUGCUCUUCUCCUUACUUCGUCGUUCGCGAUCUUCGUUACCGGCAGUGUCGCUAUCUUGCUGAAGCGCAAGACUCUCGGCCCCGAGAUGUUCGGCUUCGUGGCAAGCCUGACGUAUGAGAACCCAUGGGCAAAGAUUCCCAAGGGUGGCACAAUGUUGGAUGCUAUGGAGCGAGCCAGGCUGCUUAAAGACGUCGAGUUUCAUGUGGGAGACGUUCGUGGAGAAGACAGCAUUGGGCAUAUCGCCUUUGCAGCUGGUGUGCCACUGCGGAAACUGGAGCGAGGCCGUCUUUACUGCUAA
Plenodomus lingam JN3 is the source of this 2304-nucleotide messenger RNA. The record is from RefSeq and is a predicted model, not a curated record. Lineage: Eukaryota; Fungi; Ascomycota; Dothideomycetes; Pleosporales; Leptosphaeriaceae.